AGCUUUUCGAUCUCAGAUUGACACAUCACUUUCGUGCCGGUCGUAGUAAAUAGUGGACAAAAAGCAUGUUGAAGUAGAAUCGUGAAUGUUUUGUAAGAAAUCUGCAGCGUGUUGUUAUAAGAAGUGAAUGUCUAUCUAUUCGUCGAGAAGGAAUAAUACAAUCUCCGGUGGAAGCGAUACGUGUCAAAGUGUAAAACUAUCUAUUUUUGUGUCCUGCUAACGACGUGUUUAUCAAACUCAUCGAUAGCUGUCAUCCUGUGGAGCUCGUGAAUCUAGCUCAAAUAUUUACAAAACCGUCAGCAGAAAUGGAAGCGCCAGAAGGAAUGGUUGUGGAAAAACGACGAAUUGCCAAACCAGCAGUAUUCAUCCUAUUAAGCGUAAUGUUUAAACGCUACGCUACGGCUGCAAUAUUAUCAAUUCUGGCACUUUUCCUUCAUUUCAAACUUGGCUACGAUAAGGAUAUGUCGACAACAAUCUUCCACUUAUACGAAGUGAUGGCAUCUUGUUGCGCUAUUCUCGGUGCAAUCAUUGCUGACAGUUGGCUGGGAAUCUACAAAACAAUAGUUUCGCUGUCGGUGGUAUUUGCGGCUGGUUCGCUUAUAGCUGCCUUCGGUGUGAUUGAUGCACUUCACCUUCCCAUGCACGCGUUAAGUGUUGUGGGCUUGAUGCUAAUGGCAACUGGAGAUGGAUGUCUGAAGCCACUAAAUAUUACGUACGGUGCAAAUCAGUAUCGGCCAAACGAAGUCAAAAGUAUCGCGUUGUACAUUGUGAUGCACUACUUUAUGCACAACAGUGGCAGCAUAAUAUCUCGUCUCGUCACUCCCAUUCUCCGUCAAGAUGUGAAAUGCUUCGGAAACGACGACUGCUUCUCGGUAGCAUUCGGUAUAUCAGGAAUUUUCAUGAUGAUGGUAAUAGUACUGACGGUUAUCGCAAAUCGAUGUUCGGAAGCAAAGCCGGAGCAACGAACUAGUUUGUUGAAAGUUUUUGGUUGCAUUCAGCAUGCAAUCUCCCUGAAAAUCAAAUCAAAAGCUUCUCCAAAUAUGCCGGCAAAGGAAUACUGGCUGCAGUAUUCCGAAGAGAAAUACGGAAAGAAACUGGUGUGGGAGACCCGAGUCAUACUUCGUGUCAUCGUACUCUAUCUACCCAUCACUCUGUUCUGGGCACUGUUUUAUCAACAAGGUUCACGUUGGGUAUUCCAAGCCAUACGAAUGAAUGGAGAUCUAGGCUUUUACACCAUCAUUCCCGACCAGUUCAACGUAUUCAAUCCAUUGCUAGUGUUGGUACUGAUUCCAAUAUUCGAGAAAGUUCUGAACCCGCUGCUCAGUAAAUUGAGAAUCAGGAGCGAUCUGCAGAAGACAACUCUGGGCGGUGUAUUAGCCGGUAUAGCUUUUCUACUAUCUGCAGUCGUUGGACACCAAAUCGAUACUGGAAAAUAUUUGCAUAUGGCGUGGCUGCUUCCACAAUACACACUAAUGGCAAUGGGCGAAAUACUCGUCACGGUACCAAUGAGCAAUUUUGCUUUCGCCGUUGCGCCGAGUAGCAUGAAAACAAUGAUUCAAUCGUUUAACAAUUUGGCGGUGGGUUUGGGAAAUCUUGUUGUUGUCAUUGUGGUGGGAACGAAAUUAUUGGAUUCCCAGGUUUAUGAGUUUAUACUGUUUGCGGUGCUGAUGUUCGCCAAUAUGAUUGUGUUUGCGUUUUUAGCGAAACGAUACAAACCGUUAAAGGAACAUGCUGAAGAGGGAGAUGCAACAGAUCCAUUAGUAGAAAACAGACAUUAAACAACUU
This is a messenger RNA of Bradysia coprophila, 1785 nucleotides long. Its product is annotated as solute carrier family 15 member 2-like. Gene Ontology annotation, molecular function: transmembrane transporter activity. Lineage: Eukaryota; Metazoa; Arthropoda; Insecta; Diptera; Sciaridae. Gene Ontology annotation, cellular component: membrane. The record is from RefSeq and is a predicted model, not a curated record. Gene Ontology annotation, biological process: transmembrane transport; oligopeptide transport.